This is a messenger RNA of Girardinichthys multiradiatus, 2003 nucleotides long. RefSeq names its product ribitol xylosyltransferase 1 (gene rxylt1). The record is from RefSeq and is a predicted model, not a curated record. Lineage: Eukaryota; Metazoa; Chordata; Actinopteri; Cyprinodontiformes; Goodeidae. The transcript is spliced from 6 exons. Bases 79 to 1401 code for a protein of 440 amino acids. Gene Ontology annotation, biological process: protein O-linked glycosylation via mannose. Gene Ontology annotation, cellular component: Golgi apparatus. Gene Ontology annotation, molecular function: ribitol beta-1,4-xylosyltransferase activity.
UUGUGAUGUAAACAAGGGUCCUCGUACAAAAUUUACGGAGAUUAGCCGCACAAUGGUAACCUGAGCUAAGUGAAGAAAAUGAAAAUACCCAAAAGAAAGCUGUUUCUUCUGAUUAUUUUUGCAUAUGUGGCAUUUUCGCUCUAUGCCGCUUAUAAUGUGUUCUUCAGCAACAAAGUAAUCUCCCGCGUUCACAGGGUUGUGAAGAAAGAGAGCAGCGCACCAGCGGGUGGUGUUAGAGACGGCGGAGCGCCGUUUGUUGCAGAUGAGUGGAAUCCGUGGGAGGAUGAGGAGGUGGAGUACAACUCUGCUUUGAACAAGAAGAGACAGGCCUUCAAACAGUACAUGACUCGAAUUGACAGGAACAAACCAAAAAGAUACAAGGUUCAAAUUUGGGGGAAAGCUGCCAUAGGUCUGUACCUUUGGGAACAUAUUUUAGAAGGACCCCUUAACCCAACUGACAAGGUAGCACAGUGGAGGGAAGGGGAGCUUCAGUCAGGAAAAGUCGAUUUCAGUUUUUACACCGGCCCAGCGGUUGUUCAGGGACACGUUCCUCUGGAAAUGAACAGCCUGAUUUUGGUUCUCAACGGCCGCGAACAGCAGAAGGUCUCUUACUCCACAAGGUGGCUGGAGCAUGUUCAAGCCCUGGUUCAGUCCAAUACGAUAUCUCAUGUGGCUGUGGUCCUGCUGGGCAACGAGCAGUGCAACAACGACUGGAUUGCCCCACACUUAAAGAGAAACGGAGGCUUUGUAGAUCUGUUGUUCCUGAUCUACGACAGCCCGUGGGUCAACGACAAGGAUGUCUUCCAGUGGCCCCUCGGUGUUGCCACAUACAGAGAGUUUCCUGUGAUCAGGCCUAAUGCACAGCUGAUAACUUCCAACCGGCCAUACCUUUGCAACUUCCUGGGUACUGUUUACAAAAAUUCCUCCAGGGAAGCACUGAUGAAUGUGCUAAGACAGUCUGGCCUAGAUAAGGAAUGCCUCACCACUGCCAGGGAAAAGUGGCUUUCCCAGGAAACAGCCGAUAGUCUGAGGCGCUAUCAGACAGCUCUGGCCCAGAGCGAGCUCACUCUCUGCCCGGUGGGGAUCAACACGGAGUGCUACCGCAUCUAUGAGGCAUGCUCGUAUGGCUCGGUGCCCGUGGUGGAAGAUGUUCUCAGUCCUGGGAACUGCGCAGCGGGUCCCGGCUCCCCGCUGCGUCUCCUGAAAGCAGCGGGGGCGCCCUUCAUCUUCGUCAACGACUGGAGGGAACUCCCGGCCAUCUUGGAGAGGGAGAGGGGAAUGAGCCAGGAGCAGAGGGUGGAUAGGAGGAGGAGGCUGCUUGAGUGGUACUCUGGCUUUCGUCAGCAGAUGAAGAACAGAUUCACAGAGGUCAUCGAAGAGAAUUUCUUCAAAACUGUCUAACUGGUUCUUUUAAAUCUCAACAUGGUUAACAUUAAAUAUUGAUUUCAUUUAUUCUGUUGUUUGUAGCAAAAAGUGAUGUACUAUUGACAUAGUGAACUUGCUGAUGUGCAGUGAUGUAUUCUGAGGCUGGUGUUUAAUAAAAAACAUUGUGGUUAAAUCGUAAAACUUGCCAUUAUUAGUAUAAACUCAGUAUAUUUUAAUUAAAAUGUUUACAGCUGUGGAAUGUACAAGCAUUUAGAAAUCACAAAUUGUAAGCUGCCUUUGCAUUUCACAGUCCCUCUUUUUAUUUUAAUUAUGUUUUGUAUCUUUGUUUUUUGCACUGGAAACUGUAAUAAAAAAAAAAAAAAUACUAAACAUUAUGUAUGAAAAAAACAAUGAUGUGCUUUUAAGUUUUGUGUAAAGAAAACCUUUAAAUACAAUUAAUUUUUUAUUAUGAGAAAGCUUAGACAUGAAGUUAUUGAUGUGAGAUGUCUUGUUUUUCUGAUCGACAUUAACAUUUGUUUAUUUGGGGGUUUUGGUUUUGUUCUAUUUAUUUUAGUUCUUCCUUGCAUGGACUUUUUAAAAAUGUGCAAUUCAAUAAAGUGGAGUGUUAUCUAAAAGAG